AUGCCGUUCCUUGCUGAACGAUCCGUGCCGAUUCCAGGCAAAGACAUCCUGUCCUGGAUGUUCGAUGAGCCAAAAUUCGACCAGAAUAAAGCAGUCUAUGUUGAUGCCAUCGACCCAGCCAGAUGCAUUACAGCAAACCAAGCUCGAGUGCUCAUACGACAAUUGAUCGCAGGAUUCCAUGCCGCGGGAGUAAGGCCCGGAGACACGGUCUGCAUCCACAGCUUCAACAGCAUCUACUAUCCAAUUCUCUUUCUCGGGAUCAUCGGAGUCGGUGCAGUCUUUGCGGGGACGAAUCCAGCAUACACACAGUUCGAACUCAGUCACCACUUCACGACCUCCUGCACCAAGUUUGUGAUUGUCGAACCGGAUCUGUUGCCCGCAGUGCUCGCUGGGGCGAAAGAAUCCAACAUCCAGCAGUCAAACAUGUGGAUCUUCGACAACCAGAACGAAGCCAUCCCCAAGGGAUUCGAUUCCUGGCGGAUGCUUCUGAAUCAUGGAGAGCGAGAUUGGAUUCGAUUCAACGACGAGCAUGUCUCUAAGAGAACCACGGCGGCCAGACUUUUCAGCAGUGGAACCACAGGACUGCCAAAAGCCGCGGCGCUGUCCCACUUCAACCUCGUCGCCCAGCAUAUACUCGUCAAUGAAGUGCAUCCGGUUCCAUACGAGACGCGCCGGCUUCUCUACCUCCCACUGUUUCACGCGGCCAUGGUCCCAGCCGCUCACGUCGCACCCUUACGCUCUGGCCACACAAGCUACGUACUCCGUCGUUUUGAGCUGGAGCCUCUCCUCUCAUCGACCGACAAGUACAAACUCACCGAGAUGAUCCUGGUCCCACCUGUAGCUGUCGCAGUCCUCAAACACCCUGCGCUGCACAAGUAUUCCUUAAAGUCGAUCAAGGUGGUUCUCUGUGGUGCCGGCCCUCUGAGCAAGGAACACCAGAGCGCUCUCCAGACCAUCCUCGGUCCCGACACGUCAUUCACGCAGGUCUGGGGCAUGACGGAGACAAGCUGUGUGGCCUCGAAGUUCUACUACCCCGAGCGGGACGACACGGGUAGCGUGGGACGCAUGAUGCCGAACUUGGACGUCAAACUCAUCGACGAUGACGGUCGAGAUAUCACGGCCUUUGACGUCCCCGGGGAACUAUGCAUCCGCGGCCCGACGAUAAUAUCAGGCUACUUCAACAGUCCGCACGCCACGAAAGACGCGGUCGACGGGGAAGGCUACUUCAAGACCGGCGACGUCAUGUACUGCGACUCGAAGAGCAAGAAGUGGUACAUCAUCGACCGGAAGAAGGAGCUGAUCAAAGUGCGGGCGUUCCAGGUGGCGCCCGCGGAGAUCGAAGGCGUCCUGCUUGCCCAUCCACAGAUCCUGGACGCUGCCGUGAUUGGGAUCAAGAAGCACGACGAGCCGGACGUGGAGCUGCCGAAGGCGUUUGUCGUCCGCAAACCGGGCGCGUCGGCCUUGACCGAGGAGCAGGUCAAGGCGUAUUGUGGAGAGAGGCUGGCCAAGUACAAGCAAUUGACUGGAGGGGUUGCCUUUGUGGAUGCCGUUCCGCGAAACGCGACCGGCAAGCCCUUGAAACGCAUCCUGCGAGAUAUGGAAAAGGCAGAUGCUGCGAAGGGCGCGAAGCUCUAG
Cladophialophora carrionii CBS 160.54 is the source of this 1635-nucleotide messenger RNA. RefSeq lists its product as uncharacterized. The transcript is spliced from 5 exons. Gene Ontology annotation, biological process: secondary metabolic process. Bases 1 to 1635 code for a protein of 544 amino acids. NCBI's taxonomy places the organism in Eukaryota, Fungi, Ascomycota, Eurotiomycetes, Chaetothyriales, Herpotrichiellaceae. Gene Ontology annotation, molecular function: CoA-ligase activity. The record is from RefSeq and is a predicted model, not a curated record.